AUGUUGGAAGAAGGCAAAUGCUCAGCUGAAGGCAAGGAACUAAAAUCACACAUCCAGGAAGCUCUCGAGAACAAUUGCGCAAAAUGCACUAACGCCCAAAAGUCUGGAACCAAGAAGGUAAUUGGUCAUCUUAUCAACAACGAAAAUGAAUACUGGGAGAAACUCACCGCCAAGUACGACCCCCAACACAAAUAUUCUGUAAAAUACGAAAAGGACCUCAAGACAGUUAGUGCU
Messenger RNA from Brenthis ino (lesser marbled fritillary), 234 nucleotides. The record is from the annotation of a GenBank genome assembly. Lineage: Eukaryota; Metazoa; Arthropoda; Insecta; Lepidoptera; Nymphalidae.